AUGGAAAAUCCAAAUGGGAACAACGAGGAAGUACCACCUCCACCUCCACCUCCCCUUAAUCAAGACCAAAUCAUCCUCCAACUACAACAACAAAUGGAGGAGAUGAGAAGGGAAAGAGAGGAGGAAAGGAGAAGAGAUGCACCGGUUAGAAAUGCAUUUGGGAACGUUAAUAUCCCAAUGCCACCCAUUGAUCCAAGAGUGAAUGCCAACAAUUUUGAGUUGAAGACGGCAUUGAUCCAAUUUGUGGAGCAACGUGUUUUCUCGGGAAGGCCCACGGAGGAUCCUAAUAUGCACUUAGCCAAAUUCUUGGAGAUUGCCAACACAACCAAGCUUAAUGGGGUUCCCGAAGAUACAAUCAAGCUUAGGCUAUUCCCUUUCUCAUUGACGGGAUAUGCUAGAGAUUGGUUUGAUAACCUUGAGCCGGGCUCGGUUAUAAGUUGGGACGACUUAGCCAAAAAGUUCUUGGAGAGGUUCUUCCCUCUUAGCUCUACUCUCAACCUACAAGCGGAGAUCUCCCAUUUUAAAAUGAAGAGCCAAGAGUCUAUGUUUGAAGCAUGGGAGAGGUUUAACGCUUUGUUGAAGAAGUGUCCUAACCAUGGGCUAUCUCCGGGCCAUCAAGUGAGCCUUUUCUAUAAUGGAUGCUCGGAAUUUAUCAAAAGUCAACUAGACUUUGGUUCGGGGGGAUCAUUCUUAGACAAGGGGGUCGAUGAGUGCAAGAAGAUGCUUCAAAGGCUUGCAUACACUAGCAAGAGUUGGAGCUCGGGUCGAGAUGGCUCUAUGCCGGUAGCUUCGGUUGUUGAUUCGGAUGCAUUCAAUCUCCUCAACCAACAAAUGAUGAUUCUGAAUCAAAAGGUGGAUAGCCUAAGUUUGGGGGUGGCACCCAUUGGAGAGCCUCAACCGCCCGUUGAAGAUGUCAAUUAUAUACAUCAAGGAGGAAAUCAAGGGGGUAAUCCAAGGAAUUUCAACAAUUAUCGCCCUAACAAUGGGGGUGGUAAUUAUCUAGGCUACCGCCCACCCUUUAAUGCGCAUCCAAACCUUUCAUAUGAGAAUCCGAGUAAUGCUAUCCAACCAUCUCCAUCUCCCGGAUUUGGAGCAUCAAGUGGGGCCAACAAUGCGCCUAGCACUUCAAAGUCUUCAAGUGAUGUUACCAAUGAGCUUCUAAAAGCUAUAAUGGAGAAGACCGAUGGGAUUAUGGAACACUCUACCAAGAGGAUUGAUAAAGUUGAGACGGCGGUAGUGGAGGUCACCACAAGAUUGGGGGCUUUAGAGCAUCAAGUGAGUCAAAUUGCUCAAGCCGUUGGACAAAUUCAUCAACCGGGGCAAUUUCCAAGCACUACAAUUCCAAAUCCGAAAGAUUGCAAGGCAAUCUACUUGAGGAGUGGGACAAGUUAUGAGAGUCCUCCUAUGCCCGAAGUGGAAGCUAAGGAAGUACCCGAAGAAGAGAAAGAAGAAGAGGAAAUAGAGGUGGAGUCACCUAAUAUGCCAUCCGAGGGUCAACCCGAGACAAUUAUUCCUCCCAAGCCCAUGGAAGUCAAAAUUCCUUUUCCUCAAGUGGUGCACAAGAAGAAAUUAGAUGAGAAGUUUGCAAAGUUCCUUGAGAUCUUCAAGAGGGUGCACCUCAAUAUACCUCUCAUUGAGGCACUCCAACAAAUGCCCGGCUAUCUCAAAUUCUUGAAGGAGAUUAUGUCAAAGAAGAAGAAGUUGGUUGACUAUGAAACCGUGAGCUUGACCGAGAAUUGUAGUGCAAUCAUCCAACAAAAGAUGCCGGCAAAGAUGAAGGAUCCGGGAAGCUUCAACAUCUCUUGUGUGAUCGGGAAUGAUAGGCAAACUAAGGCCUUGUGUGAUUUGGGGGCAAGCAUAAAUCUUAUGCCCUUAAGCUUCUUCCGGAAGUUAAAGUUUGGUGUUUUGAAGCCGACCACCAUCACCCUUCAAAUGGCGGAUAAGUCCGUCAAGUUCCCCAAUGGAAUUCUUGAAAAUGUCUUAGUAAGGGUGAAUGAUUUUAUCUUCCCCGUGGACUUUGUAGUCUUGGACAUGAAGGAGGAUCCUAAUGUUCCUCUCAUUCUUGGAAGGCCAUUCCUUGCAACCGGGAAAGCUUUAAUUGAUGUCACCAAGGGAGAACUCACCCUUAGGCAUGGAAACAAGACGGCUAUCCUCUCUAUGUUAGACAAGAUGAAACGCCAUGAAAUGGAAGAAUCCAAGAGAGUAGAAGAGGUGCCUUUGGAAAUUGAAGAGUGCAAGGUGAUACAAGUGUCUAAGGAUGUUGAAGUUGAGAAGCCCUUGGAGGAGAUCUUGGUCCCUAAUUGGUUCUUUGAGCUUGAGAAUGAAACAAGUUUGGGGGAGCAAAAGAAGGAGGUGCCAAAAUGGGCAAAUGGUGAAUCUCAUGGAGUUGACCUUGGAGAAAAUGACAAGCCUAUUUGGUGGAAAAAGCGGCUAAACAAGCUCUAUUUGGCCGCAAAAGCUAGGACGGGCCCCAAUGAGGUGAUCCAAGUGAGCUUGGACCAUUAA
Salvia hispanica is the source of this 2505-nucleotide messenger RNA. RefSeq lists its product as uncharacterized. NCBI's taxonomy places the organism in Eukaryota, Viridiplantae, Streptophyta, Magnoliopsida, Lamiales, Lamiaceae. The record is from RefSeq and is a predicted model, not a curated record.